This is a messenger RNA of Alternaria alternata, 5673 nucleotides long. RefSeq lists its product as hypothetical. Gene Ontology annotation, molecular function: ATP binding; ATP-dependent chromatin remodeler activity; methyltransferase activity. The coding region runs from base 1 to 5634 and encodes 1877 amino acids. The transcript is spliced from 7 exons. Lineage: Eukaryota; Fungi; Ascomycota; Dothideomycetes; Pleosporales; Pleosporaceae. The record is from RefSeq and is a predicted model, not a curated record.
AUGGAGGAAGCCGAUACUGAUCAAAGCAAAGGCAGCGGCACAUCGAGCCUUCAUCUUGGCGGACGCUCCAUCAGAGCUCGGCCAAGGGUAUCUUACGUUGAGCAGUUCCCCGAUGACCCGUCGGAUCUCACAGCUGAAGACGAAUCCGAAUCCGAUGUUUACGUGUCCUCCGCAACGGAUGAAGAGAGCGAAGCCGACAUUGAGCUUGUCUCUUCCGAAGACGAAGACAAAGUAUCAGCCAUAAGCGACCCUGGGUCGCUAGACAUCAUGCUGGACGAAGAGAGCAUCGCUGUUGAAGAUGACAACCCCAAACCGAAACCACGCAGACAGCACAAGCCUGGCGAAUCUACUCGAGCCGACAAGGGCAUUGACCUAAGCCUUCCGCCGCUUUUCAAGCAUUCAGGAAUGGUUGCCACAAUGUGUUCUGGCACAGAAUCUCCUUUGCUUGCGCUUGAUGAGAUCUCGAAAGCCUUGGUGGCAACAGGACGUACUCCGAUGCAAAUUCAGCAAGAGUUCUCUGCCGAAAUCGAAGUAUUCAAGCAGGGCUACAUAGAGAGAAACUUCGCCCCAAAACGGUUGUUCAGAGAUGUCCGUGACUUCAUUCGCGAGUCCGCCACCACGGCAGUGACAGCAUAUGGCGCAGAAUUGGAUAUCCCCACAGAUGUGGACAUCCUUAUUGCGGGCUCCGUCUACAAAGAUCUUUCUAGGUUGAACACCAGGGGAAAGACAUUGGAUGAUGGUGGCGAGUCAGGCGACACAUUCCAGGGAAUGUAUGCAUAUACGGAUCGCUUCCGCCCAAGCAUAGUGUUGCUUGAGAACGUCAAGAACGAGAAGAAGACGUGGGAUGACGUUAUGCGCAGAUUUGACAGAAUCGGAUACGAAGCCCAGUGGAUUUAUUGCGACACGAAAAACUACUACCUACCUCAAACGAGAGAGCGCAUGUAUAUGAUUGCGAUCGAACGUACUCUUUUCGGCAAAGGUGUCAAGAGCGCGACAAGCCAGUGGAAAGACUUGAUGCGAAAUCUGGAGAGACAGUGCAGUAGUCCAUUACGAAACGAUCACAUUCGCUCCGAGAAGAGGCUGGGAAUACUAAGCCCCAUCAGCCGACGCAGCGAUAACGGCACCGUUCUACCCCCUGAUUUCGCCGACAGGAAGUCUUACAUCUCGCAGUCCUCAAGAGUACACGAUGCGAUAGACAUUGCUCAUCUGGAAGCUGCAGCGAAAGGUUACGAUUCUCUUUACAAGAUGGCGUUGUGGGACGUCAGCCAGAACGUGGAUCGGUUCAAAGCAGAUUUGGGAAUCGCGCCGUGUAUUACCCCAGGUGGACAAGAUUUUGCGAGCAACCGGCAACACGCCCUCAACGGUAGCCAGCUUUUGAUGCUUCAGGGCAUGCCUCUUGAUAGGUUGCUGUUCGCCAACGAAACCCAAAAGGACUUGCAGAAUCUUGCCGGCAAUGCCAUGUCCACGACGGUGAUCGGGGCCUCUCUUAUCUCUGCUCUCAUUGUUGGAUGCAAAGCCUUCCGCCCCUAUCAGGCAAAGUCAGGUGGCAAAACAUUAUCUGCUCCACCUGACAGUAACAUGAUCACAGAGCCUAGCAUGCUGAAGCGUACUUUCCUUCAGCCUAGCACUUACGAGGAUCUCAACCUUGUCAAGCUCCAGCAAGAAGCCAAGUCGAGUGCGCGUAUGUGUAAUUGCGAAGGCAAACAGGCCAUAAGCAAGUCCGCAAUUCAGAUCUGCUCAGCGUGCGGACACUUAGCCUGCUCAUCAUGCGCGGGUAACCCCAAGCACGUCUACAGGACAAUCGUACCAACCAGUCACCGGAUAACGCCACCCGACGAACUCAUCAGGCGAUGGAGGCAACUUAUGCCUUCACGGUUGAAGUUCGACGUUUUUCCUGACAUCAGUCAUCUGGCUUCCAAGCUAGGCGCGAAGGACCCAAUACUAGAUGGGUAUCUGGCUACUGUUUCGGAAGCGCAGCUGGGCUCUCAGUAUUUCUGCAUGGGCGGAUUCUCCCGAGACUACAACCAGUGGAAGAUCACCUACAGCUCGCACCAGGCUACAGUUGAGCUAGUGGUGGGUGACCAUAUACAGUGGUCCUUAUUUGUCAAAUGUCCAACACAUCUUCCUGGCAACAGUACCUUGCGGAAAUUCCUCAGUAAUCCGAUCGCGCAAGCUACCGUUGCAGAUACACUUCUCAACGUUGAAUGGAGAGUGCGCAUACCCUCUACCAAGGAUCUUGUCGUUGAUGUGAGCGGCUCAUUCGAGAAGAUUAGCUCAUGCAGGAGCAGACUUGGCCUCUCGGACUACAAAGAAGAAACCGUGCCAAAGAGAAUCAAGAUUAAAAGCGACAGUCUGACGGCCACUGUCGGCGAUUAUGAGCACCUACCACAUUGCGGGACUGCUUUUACAAGUUUAUACAAGCGAUCAAUGGCAGUGCACGACAUGUACAUGUUUCUAGAUCCCGACCCCAUUGGCUGGCCAGAGCACGACAGCUUCGUGUUCAGUCGCGACCAUACCCGGAAACACUAUGGUGAGAGCCGUAGUUCCCUUGCUCGCGUACAUCCAUCUUGGCGACCAUGGCAUAUGGAGGACGGGCGUGUACACGCCAUCACAACCACAGUUGUUGACGUUUGGGCUCCUGCUGCGAUGACACUAGUACCAGCGGCUGUAUCUUUGCACGCGGACUUUCUUGAGGAAGGACGUCUGGUUGACAGUGUUAUGCCAGAUUGCUCACAAACGCUUACCUGCUUAGACGUCUUUCUCCACGAUGAACUCUCCGUCCAAACUUUCGCAGACUACUCGUGGGCAUUGAAGAGUGCCAAAACGCUGCCGCAAUGCCUAUCCUGGCAAGUAGUGCACUUGGACUGGCAGAGCGAGUGCUCUUGCGCGCCAAUCUAUCCAGAGAUACUUUGGAGCGUGGAAAACGGUGUAGCGACGGCACACGAGGAUCGUCGAGCCGCUGCCACAUUCGAACGUGCCAUCAAGCAACGCCCUACCAUAGUCCAACUAGAGGCUUCAAGUGAUGCAUCAGGAACACGAAUUCGGGUUUGGGUUGGAGAGCAGAAGCUCAGGUCAAGACAGAAGAUCGUUCGGGGUGGUGUGUUGGCCGAUCAACCUUCGUUCGGCAAGACUGUUGCAAGUAUAGGACUAAUCCAGAGUAAACUCCAUCAGGUCACACCCGAGGAACUCAUCAAGCGCAACCAGCCCUUGGCAGCUAAACAACCCCGACGUUUAGACUCUGCUGCAACAUUAGUCGUUUGUCCUCCACAUAUUACUCAUCAAUGGAGCACAGAGCUCCAAGAAUUCCUAGGUUCAGAGGAAUUCGACAACUACAACGUCCUUAUCAUAGAGAACUACAGUCAGCUGAAGAGUCUUACCAUCGAAGAUUUCCUACAAAGCAGGAUUGUCAUCGUUUCUUGGACGCUAUUCUCUGAGGAAGGUUACAUUUCGGAACUGGCAAAAUUCACGGCCUUGCCUGAGCCUCUCAAGACCAGUCGCCGUGCAUUCAGUUGCUGGCUGGCUAAAGCAGUCAGCGAGAUCCCAAGUCAGUUGGCAGUGUACCAGCGUCAUGACUAUAAGCAUUUCAAACGGCUGACGGAGCAACUCCUGGACGAGCGGCUACUGAAGCCUGAAUUCCAAGUGACACUACCUGUUAAGAUUCUCCAUGGUGCUGCGUAUGAGUCGUUCAGCACUCAGCUGCCGUCAAGACCUUCAAAACGAGUCAAGACGAAAGCCAACUCUGAAGCAGAUAGCUCGUCAAACUUGGCGCCACUGUUGCAUCUCUUUCAGUUCAACCGGAUCAUCGUCGAUGAGUACCAUUACCUUAACGACAACAACAAGAUUGGGAGUAACUUUGUGGCCACGAGUAUCAAGAAGAUAGCUGCACACAAACGCUGGUGCCUCUCGGGAACACCAGCCUUGGCCAACUUCUCUGAUGUCAAUCAAUUGGCGUCCUUUCUUGAUGUUGAGAGCUUCUUGUCGCAAACCGAAGUCAUGUCACGACAGUGGCAUGAAGGCAGGCAUCAACGCGCACAAGAGUUUCUCGAUAACUUCGUGAGACAGAAUGAAGCCGAGCUCCGCCAUAUCCAAUGCUCAGAAAAGCUCUUGUCGGUAGAUCUAGAUGUCGCUCACCACGCGCUCUAUCUGGAGCUUUCGCAAUACCUCAUCUCCCAAAAGAUGCAAAUCAAGAAGCUCAACAAGAAGUCAGGCUCAGACAGGAGCAGCAGGUUGAAUGACAGCCUAGAGGGCUCUGCAAGUGCUGAAGAAGCGCUGCUAAGGUGUGCGUUGAUCUUUGAGACCGAAGAGGGCAGGUCAGCGCUCGAAGUCUUGAUUGAGAAGCGCUCGCGUCAGCUCCGCAGCACUGAGAAAGAACUGUUGAGACUGCUAUCUGAGUUCGAGGGCUCAAUGGAACAGAUUUCAAACACCGAAUCGGGCAUCAAGGAGCUGUAUGGUCAUUACAAGAAGGACGUCUCGCAAUACAAUUGGCUUGGAGAUGAUGAAUCCAGCCAACGUGUUCGCGCGAUGUUGAAAACAGCCCAGAAGACGCCAAGGAGAGAUACUACUGCUCUUGAAGAGACAUCGAAGGUUCAACGCGAGCGAAUGAUUAAACAGCAGCUCUCGCAACUCCGCGACAUUUCUCUUGAACUCGCGCAUAGGACAAGAUCGAAACGAUUUGUCGUAUCUAUCCGCGAUCAUCUACAACUUGCAGCUCUUGACAAGAUUCAGCCUCUUCGCUGCAGUUCUCCUAGUUGCAAAGGCACUGUCGACCUUCGACUGCUCUUCUCUAUACCACACUGCGGACAUACUGCAUGCAAAGAGUGUCUUGAACUACGGACUGAUGACGAGACCUGCGUUCAUCCUGGCUGCAACUCUCAUGCGAGCGAGGGUAACCUGAUCCGAAUGGCCGAUCUUGGUUCGAACGAAGGUCAGGAUACUGUGCAAGGCUUUGGCAACAAACUUGAGACCGUGGUUCAAAUCAAUCACCGAAUGCCGGCUUCCGACCAGGGCAUAGUCUUUGCGCCGAACGAAGAGAUUAUUAGCAUUCUCGAAACUGUGUUUGAUCAUUACGACAUUUCGUACCAUUCGCCAGGUCGAGGUCGACACACUGCUUCAGCUAAGCCCAUGGAGGAGUUUAAAACAAACAAAGAUCCAAAGACAAGAAAGACGCUUAUCAUACUCAAUCUUGGGAGUGAAUCUGCAGCUGGCGUCAAUCUUACAAUCGCCAACCACGUCGUCUUUGUGUCACCCUUCCUAGCAAAGACACAAUAUGAUUACGAUUCCGCUAUGGCACAGGCGAUCGCCCGAAGUCGCCGUUAUGGCCAGAAAAAGAAAGUGUACAUUUACCAUGUGGUUGCGCUACGAACGAUUGAUGUUGAUAUCCUUGAGCAUCGCCUCAGACGGAGUGAUGCCCUCACUGCUACUGAUUCUACGGCCAAGUCAUUAAAAUCAUUAACUACGAAGAAAGAAAAAACACGACUCGCCAGGAAUAACAAGAGCGAGAUCAUGCUAAUACCGCAUACGUGGUUAGCUGACAAGGCCAAGCGAGAGAUCCUGGGUAUUGAGGAGUCACCGGAUAGGCUCACCUCCCUGAUCAACUUCUCUGAGACAUUUGAGCAGGAAGACGACGAGUCCUAAGGCAGGCAUACAGCAGGCUUGUCGACUGCGAUUCACCUU